This is a messenger RNA of Naegleria fowleri, 2301 nucleotides long. RefSeq lists its product as uncharacterized. The transcript has 2 exons. The record is from RefSeq and is a predicted model, not a curated record. Gene Ontology annotation, molecular function: small GTPase binding; guanyl-nucleotide exchange factor activity. Lineage: Eukaryota; Heterolobosea; Eutetramitea; Acrasida; Naegleriidae. Bases 1 to 2301 code for a protein of 766 amino acids. Gene Ontology annotation, biological process: vesicle-mediated transport. Gene Ontology annotation, cellular component: cytosol; endocytic vesicle.
AUGCAUGCAUCUUCAAGAGGCUACACUUCACCAUCCUUGAAUGAAGUUAAAAAGACCUUGAUGAAGGCAAUCACCAAUGAUGAACAGCAACAACAUCGGACAGCAUUGAUCUAUUAUUUACAAUGUAUGCAACAAGUUUCGGAGUUUGUUCAGGCAGAAUUAUUGAAAGCCUCUUCCAAUCAGCAACAACAUCCACUCUCGGAGCAAUCUCAUCAAUUAUUGAAAUACUCAGAACAAUGUAUGGAGAGAAUUACAUCACUGGCUACGCCGUUAUUUCAAAACAGUGGAUCUUCUAAUUCUGGUGGAAAUCAAAAUUCCAAUAAUAAUAAUGGUAGUAACGGUAGUAGUAAUGAUAGUGGUGGUCAUAGCAUUGGAACCCUCCGUGACUCAACUCCUUCCUCAAAUACAGGGGCGUCAUGUAAUAGUACCACCGUCGCUACUGCUAACUCUUCAAAACUCAAUCAAACAACUGCAAAAACCAGUCAAACGACGGGCUUCACUCAAGCAAGUUCUGGUGUAGUCACAACCAAUUCCUCUCCUGUGGUGAAUACCAAUCUCUUAACAAAACGAAACUCAUUCAAAUCAUCACAGUCGUCGGCUUCUACUCCCACUAACACUCCUCCUCCAUCAUCACAACAGCCAAAACUACUGAAAGGUGCAUUUCCAUCGAAAGUGACGAGCAGUAGCAGUACGACAGCCCAACGAAUUCCCAACAACGCCAUGCCCAACACGUCAAGUUUAGCAAAUCAACAUUCAACACCAGUUCUGAAUGCCAUCCCACAACCAAAAAGCUCUCCAUCCAGCUCCACCUCUGCUUCUUCAUCAAAUGUUGGUGGCAACACGUCAACAAUCGAUUCCAAGAAAACUCUCCAAAUGAAAAGAAAGGAAUAUGAAAAAGCCCAAAUUAUACAAAUGAAAGAACAAAUGAUUAAAAUGAGUCAGGAACGAGCUCGACAAAUGGAAAUUCAAAACAAUGUAAAUAACUUUUUGCAGAGGAUUCAAAAUAAGAAACGAACCUUCCGAUGGAAAGAACAAGAUGCAUGGUCCAAGUUUGUUGACACCAAUUUUAAUUACCAAAACAUGUCACAACUUCUCAUCGAGCAAGAUCGAGUGUUUUUGGAUGGACUCUCAAAUCCAUCCUUGUUGAAGCCUAUUGAAACAAUUCGUUUCGAUGGACUUGAGGACGAUUCCAAAGCAGUUGAUCCAACCACUGAAGCUUCCAUCAGGAAUCAUUGCAUGAAUAUUCUCUCAAAUCCUUCUCAUACUCUCAGUCAAGUGAUUGUCAAGUUUUCAGAAUAUUUUGGUGACAUGUACAAUAAUGCACAGUAUAUUAGUAAUGGAGGUGAUCAUGAAAUACGAAGUUUAAUUUCAAAAUGUGUCAAUGAUAUUGAAUUAUUUGUAGAAAAAUUAAGCAUGGUUUUAUUUGGAAAAUAUUGGGAGCUUCCAUCACACAAACACGAAGAGAUUGUUAUUGAUUGUAUCAUGGAGACGUUGUGGGGCAAUGGAAUAUUUUCCAAAUUAAUGUAUUUAUUUAUUAAGGUGUAUAGUGAAGAGACCAAUAGAAUGAAUGAAAAAAUUAGCAAGUGUUCGCAUACCAUCACACUACAUGCAUUGAGAGUCUCUGAUAAGUUUCUUCUCGAGCAUGAGAGAAAUCCCUACGAGAAAAGUAUUGCAUUAUUCAAGGAAUCAGAACAAUAUCUAUCGGUGAAUAAGAAGAUUGAAAAAAUUUGCCAAUCCAUUAGCCAAAUCUCGAAGGACGUCAAUGACUAUCAUGCCAAACAUGGAACUCUCAAAGAAUCCAUUGUAGUGGGAGCCGAUGACUUGCUACCAAUUUUCAUCUAUGUUGUGGCGAAGGCCAAUUUUCAAGAUUUAUAUGCCAAAUUUCAAAUGAUUAGUGAACUCAUUCCAGAAUAUACAAUUAAGGGAGAAUUUGGUUACGCACUUGCUACCUUAGAAACAGCCAUGAAUUGCCUGAUGUCAUUUGAUAAUGGUGAAAUGCAAGAAAUUUCUACCAUUGAUCAGAUUCGAAAUGAGCUGAAUUCAUUCGAGACUAAAUUGGAUUACCUUGAUGAUGCCUCUUCGAUGAGCUCGCACGAAUAUGAUAUUCAGGAAACCACUCCAUCCGCAGCACAGCAAUUCUCUCCUAGUGGAUAUGGAUCUGGUUUUGUAUUAAGUAGUAGUAGUGGUAGUGGCACUGGACAUUCUUACAGACAGGUAGUCAACCCAGCUGCUGACGAAGACACGGAAGCACUCAUUGGCGAUUUAGAGAACGGAGGAGAACUCGAUUUGGGUGACAUUUAA